AAACCAGCAGUAAUGAGAAAUAGAACAUUAGUGACAGAGUUCAUCCUUCUUGGUCUAACAGAUGACCCAGAACUCCAGGUUGUGAUUUCCUGUUUUCUAUUCCUCACCUAUGUGCUGAGCAUUACUGGAAAUCUGACUAUCAUCACACUUACUUUGCUGGAUUGCCACCUAAAGACUCCCAUGUAUUUCUUUCUCAGGAAUUUCUCCAUCUUAGAAAUUUCAUUUACUUCUGUGUGUAACCCCAGAUUUUUGUACAGCAUUCUAACUGGGGACAAAUCUAUUUCCUAUAAUGCAUGUGUUGCUCAGGUAUUUUUCUUUAUUUUCCUUGGCUCAACAGAGUUUUUCCUUUUAGCUUCUAUGUCCUAUGAUCGCUAUGUGGCUAUUUGUAAGCCACUACACUAUACAACCAUCAUCAGUAACAAGAUCUGUUACCAACUGAUUGUCAGCUCUUGGUUGGCAGGUUUCUUGGUAAUUUUUCCUCCAUUAGCCAUGGGCUUAGAGCUAGAAUUCUGUGACUCCAAUAUCAUUGACCACUUUACCUGCGACUCUGCCCCUCUGCUGCAGAUCUCCUGCUCAGACACAAGCACAUUAGAGCUCAUGAGCUUUAUUCUAGCUUUGCUCACCAAUGUGGCUACAUUGGUGCUAAUAAUUCUCUCCUACUCCUACAUUCUCAGAACAAUCCUGAAAAUCCCCUCAACCAAACAAAGGAAAAAGGCCUUCUCCACCUGUUCCUCACAUAUGAUUGUGGUCUCUAUGUCCUAUGGAAGCUGCAUCUUCAUGUAUGUGAAGCCAUCAGCAAAGGAAGGGGUUGCUUUGACAAAAGGGGUGGCUAUCCUCAACACAUCUGUUGCUCCUAUGCUGAACCCAUUCAUUUACACUUUGAGGAACCAGCAGGUGAAACAAGCAUUCAAUGAUGCCGUGAGAAAAAUAUUUGCCUCAAGAAUGUUGACCUCAGCAUAA
Messenger RNA from Jaculus jaculus (lesser Egyptian jerboa), 960 nucleotides. RefSeq names its product olfactory receptor 6C76. The record is from RefSeq and is a predicted model, not a curated record. Gene Ontology annotation, molecular function: G protein-coupled receptor activity; olfactory receptor activity. The transcript has a single exon. Bases 13 to 960 code for a protein of 315 amino acids. Gene Ontology annotation, cellular component: membrane. Lineage: Eukaryota; Metazoa; Chordata; Mammalia; Rodentia; Dipodidae. Gene Ontology annotation, biological process: G protein-coupled receptor signaling pathway.